AUCCACGCCAACGGAACUUCAAUUCCAUUAAUGGAGUAGCUCCACACAACACGGCACAGCAGAAUCAAUACGAUACAUUACACUAUAAUGGAUCAGUUCAUCGGCAGAGAAGAGAUAGAGUCGUUCCGAAUCGAAGUCUCCGAGCUCCGUCGAAGCUUCCGGUCAUCCUUCCACCGCCGCACCGAUUCCGCCGUGAGCUCCGUCAAUCUCGACGACGAGACGGCGGCGCAAUGGGCGGCGAUCGAUAGGCUGCCAACAUUUGAACGGCUGAGAUCUUCUCUGUUUGAUCAAACCAGAGUCGAUGAAGACGAACCUAAGGAGAAAAAGGUUGUCGAUGUUACCAAACUCAACGCCUCCGAGAAGCAUAUGUUCAUCGACAAGCUCAUCAAGCACAUCGAGCACGACAACCUCAAACUCCUACACAAAACGAGGAGAAGAAUCGAUAAAGUUGGAGUUGAGCUGCCGACUAUAGAGGUUAGGUAUUCGAAUCUGCGCGUGGAAGCCGAGUGCGAGGUCGUUUACGGGAAGCCUCUCCCGACACUUUGGAACUCUCUUAAAAGCUUGAUUUCGAAUAUCACGAGAUUGCCGGGCUUGCCGCGAAAGGAGGCUCACAUUGGCAUCAUUAAUGAUGUGAGCGGUGUCAUCAAGCCGGGAAGAAUCACUCUACUUCUCGGUCCCCCGGGGUGUGGGAAGACUACAUUGUUGAAAGCUUUAUCCGGGAAUUUAGACAAAUCAUUGAAGGUUACCGGAGAGAUUUCAUACAACGGAUAUUCACUCGACGAAUUUGUGCCGCAGAAAACUUCAGCUUACAUUAGCCAAUAUGAUCUGCACAUCCCUGAAAUGACUGUCCGAGAAACGUUAGAUUUUUCUUCUCGUUGUCAGGGCAUUGGCAGCAGAGCAGAAAUUAUGACUGAGGUCACCAGGAGGGAGAAAGAUGCCAAAAUUGUUCCUGACCCUGAUAUAGAUACUUACAUGAAGGCGAUUUCUGUCGAGGGACAAAAAACCACACUUCAGACAGACUACAUAUUGAAAAUUCUUGGACUUGAUGUAUGCGCCGACACGAUGUUUGGAGAUGAGAUGAGAAGAGGAAUAUCGGGUGGUCAGAAGAAGAGAUUGACAACAGGUGAGAUGAUCGUUGGGCCAACAAAAGCUUUAUUCAUGGAUGAAAUCUCGAACGGUCUUGACAGCUCGACUACGUAUCAAAUCACUUGCUUCUUGCAGCAACUAGCACACAUCACGGAUUCUACAAUACUUGUUUCACUUCUCCAGCCUGCACCGGAGACCUUCGAUCUCUUUGAUGAAAUCAUUCUUAUGGGAGAGGGAAAAAUCGUCUAUCAUGGACCUCGAAGUGAUGUUUUAGAGUUUUUCCGGAUCUGUGGAUUUAGGUGUCCCGAAAGAAAAGGAGUAGCUGAUUUUCUCCAAGAGGUGAUUUCAAGAAAAGAUCAAGAACAAUAUUGGCACAACCCCGGGGCUUCAUACAGCUACGUGUCGGUUGACAUGUUUACGCGCAAAUAUAAAGAGUUUAAGCAUGGAAAGAAGCUCAAUGAAGAUCUUUCUACGCCAUUUGAUAAGUCGACGGGACAUAAGAAUGCGAUCAGCUUCAGCGUGUAUUCCCUUUCGAAAUGGACUCUUUUUCGAGCCUGUAUGUCGCGCGAAAUCCUUCUCAUGAAAAGGAAUUCAUUUGUCUACAUAUUCAAAGCUACUCAGAUUGUCAUCAUUGCAGCUGUGACGAUGACCGUCUUCCUAAGAACACAAAUGGGAGUUGAUCUUGUCCAUGCCAAUAACUACUUAGGUGCUAUCUUUUAUUCCCUCAUCAUUCUUAUCAUCGAUGGGAUGCCGGAGCUCUCCAUGACAGUUGCUCGCCUCCCGGUUUUCUACAAACAGAGGGACUUGUACUUUUAUCCUGCUUGGGCAUAUGCAAUUCCAGCUGCCAUUUUGAAGAUCCCUUUGUCAUUAUUAGAAGCUGUAGUAUGGACUGUUCUUACCUAUUACACCAUCGGGUUUACGCCUGAGGCCGGAAGAUUUUUUCGACAAAUGAUGCUGAUGUUUGCUGCACACAUGGCCUCAAUGUCGAUGUUUCGCUUUCUAGCAUCUGUUUUCCGGACUAUUGUUGCAGCUACAACUGCCGGUAGUUUGGCUAUAUUGUUCCUUAUGUUAUUCAGCGGCUUCUUAAUCCCAAAGCCAUCCAUGCCUGUGUGGCUAAAAUGGGCCUUUUGGGUUUCGCCAUUUUCGUACGGGGAGAUAGGACUUUCAAUCAAUGAAUUCCUUGCUCCGAGAUGGCAAAAGGAUUUUAUCGGGAAUACGACAAUAGGACAUCAAACACUUGAAAGCCGGGGGCUAAAUUACACGGCGAACUAUUUUUGGAUAUCAUUCGGAGCACUACUUGGCUUUGUGAUUGUCUUCAACAUUGGGUUUACAUUGGCUUUAACGUUCUUGAAGCCUGCUGGUUCCCGCGCCAUCAUUUCGUCCGAGCAAUUGUCUAAUCAACAAGGAAGUAAAGACUCAGAAAACAAUGCUAAUGCAAAAGAACCUCCUAGCAAAACAUCUCAUACAGAUCGAAUGGUUUUGCCAUUUGAACCUCUAAGUAUUGUGUUCCAAGAUGUACAGUACUUCAUCGACACUCCCAUGGCAAUGAAAGAGCAUGGCUUCUCUCAGAAAAGGUUUCAGCUUCUAUACGACAUCAAUGGCGCUUUCAGACCCGGUGUCCUUACAGCGCUAAUGGGCGUAAGCGGAGCUGGAAAAACAACUCUUCUCGAUGUUCUUUCUGGUCGAAAAACGAGUGGCAUUGUCCAAGGAGAAAUCAAAAUCGGAGGCUAUCCUAAAGUUCAAACUACGUUCGCUCGAAUUUCAGGCUACUGCGAGCAAACCGACAUUCAUUCGCCUCAAAUUACCGUGGAGGAAUCUCUUAUAUUUUCUGCAUGGCUUCGUCUAGAUCCAAACAUCGAUAAAAAGACAAAAUAUGAAUUCGUCCGAGAAGUUCUUGAAACCAUCGAACUUGAUGGCAUAAAAGAUGCCUUGGUAGGCUUGCCUGGCGUCGAUGGCCUGUCAACCGAGCAACGAAAAAGACUUACAAUAGCUGUGGAGCUCGUUGCCAACCCCUCCAUCAUUUUUAUGGAUGAGCCGACGACUGGACUAGAUGCUCGAGCAGCAGCAAUUGUCAUGCGCGCAGUAAAGAAUGUUGCGACUACCGGUAGAACAAUUGUUUGCACCAUUCACCAGCCUAGCAUCGACAUUUUUGAAGCAUUCGACGAGCUGCUACUCUUGAAAACCGGAGGUCGAAUGAUCUACUGCGGACCCUUAGGUCGAUGCUCGUCUGAAGUGAUAAAAUAUUUCGAGGGUAUCCCCGGCGUGCCAAAAAUUAGAGACAAUUACAAUCCGGCGACUUGGAUGUUAGAGGUCACAUCCGCAUCCUCAGAAGCCGAGCUUGCGAUAGACUUCGCCGAGAUAUACAAAAACUCUACUUUGCUCGAGACUAACAAAGAACUCAUCCGAAAACUAAGCAUUGCGCCGCCUGGUUCGAAGGACUUAAAUUUUGCGACCCUUUACGCGCAAAGCGGCUGGGGACAGUUCAAAAGCUGCCUGUGGAAGCAACAUUGGUCGUAUUGGCGAAGCCCCUCGUACAACUUGAUGCGCUCGAUUCAUAUGCUAAUCGCAGCUUUUCUUUACGGCUUUUUAUUUUGGGAUCAAGGCAAGAAAAUACAUAAUCAGCAGAGCCUAUUCACUCUGCUUGGCUCGAUGUACAGCUCGACUCUCUUCUGCGGCAUAAACAACUCCUCGUCGGUUCUGCCAUACGUCAGUAAAGAACGAAUGGUUCUUUAUAGAGAAAGGUUCGCCGGAAUGUAUGCGUCGUGGGCUUAUUCCAUCGCGCAGGUGAUCAUCGAGAUCCCGUACCUGUUUGCACAAGCCUUAGCGUUCACGGUGAUCACCUAUCCGAUGAUCGGAUACUACUGGUCGGCGUACAAGGUGUUUUGGUACUUCUACACUAUGUUCUGCACACUCUUGUCCUUCACUUACCUCGGGAUGAUGCUGGUGUCGAUCACCCCAAACUUCCCGGUCGCGGCAGUUUCUCAGUCGACCUUCUACACGAUGUUCAACUUGUUUUCGGGAUUCUUGAUUCCCCGUCCUCAAAUUCCUCGGUGGUGGAUAUGGUUCUAUUAUUUGGUACCGACUUCGUGGUCGUUAAACGGGAUGCUGACCUCUCAGUACGGCGACAUCGACACGGCGAUCACGGUGUUCGGAGAGACGAAGUCGGUGGAAGCAUUCUUGAGAGACUACUUUGGGUAUCGGCAUGAUCGGCUGCCUCUUGUUGGUGUGAUGAUGAUUUUGUAUCCCAUUGUUUUUGCUUCACUAUUUGCAUAUUGCAUUGGAAAGUUGAACUUCCAAAAGAGGUAAAAGAUCAGUUUUUAGGUUUUUCACAAGCAUCAUGUAAUUUACAUAAAGUAACCUUUGUUUCGGUUGUGUUCGAAUAGGAUAAUGUUUUUUUUUAGAAUUUAUUAUAUAUUUAUCAAGUUUUUAAUGUAUAAAAGAUUUUAAGCA
Molecule: messenger RNA, 4536 nt
Organism: Andrographis paniculata
Lineage: Eukaryota; Viridiplantae; Streptophyta; Magnoliopsida; Lamiales; Acanthaceae
Product: pleiotropic drug resistance protein 3-like
Exons: 24
Coding region: 88-4392 (1434 amino acids)
Cellular component (GO): membrane
Molecular function (GO): ABC-type transporter activity; ATP hydrolysis activity; ATP binding
Source: RefSeq, a predicted model, not a curated record